This is a messenger RNA of Malania oleifera, 2045 nucleotides long. RefSeq names its product BTB/POZ domain-containing protein At1g50280. The transcript has 3 exons. Bases 144 to 1835 code for a protein of 563 amino acids. Lineage: Eukaryota; Viridiplantae; Streptophyta; Magnoliopsida; Santalales; Ximeniaceae. Gene Ontology annotation, molecular function: protein binding. The record is from RefSeq and is a predicted model, not a curated record.
AACUUUUAAUUGAUUAGUUUAAUAAAUUUACGUGGUGUGCUGCCAUUCCCGCAUGGCAUUUGCAAUAGUCAAAAGUGACAAAGUGAAACCCGUGACACACCGCUCCCCUAAAACACAAAAGCAUAGGCUUCUUCAUUUCAUCAAUGAAGGCAGCGGCGGGAGCAGCAGUAGCAAUGCCAGAGCCAUGUGAUCUCAAAGUUCAUGUUAAUGGUCAACAAACAUUCUUUCUCAAUCAGAAGAAGAUAUCAAAAUAUUCAGGAAGGUUGAAGAAGAUCCUCCAGCAAGAAAGAAGAAGAACCCAGAUAAAAAAUUUGGGGAUUGAAAUCAAUAAUUUUCCAGGAGGCCCGGAUGGGUUUGAGCUGGUUCUGAGAUUCUGCUACAACAAUGGAGAGAUCAAAGUGACAGCAUCGAACGUAUGUCUCCUUCAUUGCUGCGCGGUCUUUCUCGGAAUGACAGAGGCGGCCUCCGCCUGCAAUCUCCUUCAACGAACAGAGAAUUUUUUCCAGAAAACAGAGAAUUUUCCCGAGAAAACAGAGAAUUUCCUCCAAAUAAUGCACUGCAAAAGCUCAUGGAAUGAUACUUUGACCUGUCUCAAGAGCUGCGAACCAUUCUUUUCGUACGCAGAUUCAUGCGGCCUCGUACAAAGGCUCAUCGGUUCGCUCCUCGCAAAAAUUUCUAACCAGCAGAUUUCGGAUUCACAUCUCACGGCCGGGUCGUCUACUUCUAGCUCGUCUUCGUCCUCUUCCCCUGAAACCACAUCUGGUUUCAAGGUCAAGGCAUGGUGGUUCGACGAAUUGACGAUUCUGCCCCCCAACAUCAUAGAAAUGUUCAUCAAGACAUUGGGGGCUCACGGGCCCAACAACAACAACCUCCUACUCACGAGAUUCCUCCUCCAUUACCUGAAAAGCGUGGCCGUUCGGCGGAAGAACGGCGACGCGGCGGCUCCAAAGAUCUCCCGGUACCGGGAUCUGGCGGAGACGGCGGCGUACGGGGUGAUUUUGAUGGGGGAAAAGGUGUUCUCCUGCAGAGGGCUGUUUUGGGUGUUGAGAGUUGCGUCUGGGUUUGGGCUGAGCAGAGAGUGCCGAGAUGGGCUCGAGAGGUUGAUCGGCGGGAUGCUUAAUCAGGCGACGCUGGACGAUUUGUUGGUCUCCGCCGGUGCCGGCGGUGUAGUGUACGACGUGAAUUUGGUGUUGAGGCUGCUAAGGGAAUUUGUAAAUGGGAACGGGGUAACUGAGUCGGGGGCUGAGAAGAUGAAGCGGGUGGGGCGGUUGGUGGAUGAGUACAUGAGAGAGAUAGCGCCUGAUCAGAAGCUGAAGCUGUCGACGUUUCUGGGAGUUGCAGAGAGUCUACCCGACGGUGCGAGGGACUGCUUCGAUGGGGUCUACAGAGCUAUCGAUAUCUAUCUUCAGUCUCACCCAGGUGUUCCAAGUGAGGAGCGGUCGAGGCUGUGCCGGUGCCUGAACUACGAGAAGCUGACACUGGAGGCGUGCAAAGACCUCGCCAAAAACCCAAGAAUCCCUCCGGGGAUUUCAGUGCAAGCUCUGAUAUCUCAAAAGCCCCGCAGCUACGCGGGCGCGGGUGCAACGAGGGAGGUGGUGAUGGGAGGGGCGUCCCCAAGCCGAGAGGCCGAGGCGGAGGCGGAGGCGGCAGAGAGCGUAGUGUUUUCACGAGAGAAGGAGGAGAUGAGACUGAAACUGCAGAGGAUGCAGUGGAGGGUGGUGGAGUUGGAGAAGGUGUGCAAGGAGAUGAAGGGCCAAAUGUCAAGGCUGGUUCAGAAUAGGAUCAUCGCCGGUACCCCUGCCCCCGCUAGAUCAAUCUUGCCUAGACUAUGUUAAUUAAUUAACGCGCACACUGUCUCUUGACAAAGAGCAUGGCCCCAAUGGGCUAUGUCUAUGUGUGCUCAAGUGUGGCUGUCUGGCGUGGAUUUUGGGUAUAUCAAUAUAUAUAUAUAUAUAUGCAAAUUGUGAAUGCCGCACGUGUAUAUUGUUGUCAUUUGUACAAGCAUAUGAAAAUAAAUUACAAAGGGAUUCCUGCUUCAACAUUAA